Linum trigynum is the source of this 2289-nucleotide messenger RNA. NCBI's taxonomy places the organism in Eukaryota, Viridiplantae, Streptophyta, Magnoliopsida, Malpighiales, Linaceae. The record is from the annotation of a GenBank genome assembly.
AUGAGGGUUAAGGAAAUGCACCCACUCUGCUGCAUCUCGCUCGAGAGCCCCGGACUGGGUGACCAGUCGCCUGAGAUUUCGAGUUUGUCGGCCUUUACGCGGGCGAGAUCCCUUCCGGCGGGCCUUCUGAGUGGACCCAAUCAUACCGGAUCAGAGGACCCCGCGGGUUCGUCGGCGACGGUGGCUGGAGUGCUGCACAAGUGGACCAAUUACGGGAAAGGGUGGAGAUCGCGGUGGUUCUUGCUGAAGAAUGGGGUUCUGUCCUACUCCAAGAUUCGCCGGCCGGAGAAUCUGAAUCUGCUGGCGUUGAACGAGGACGUGCAAUUGAUUGGCGCGAUUUCCACCAAUCGAUUGCAGAGGAUGGAUAGCGUCAGCUCUAGCCAAAGGAAGCAGGAGAAGAAAACUGUUGGCAUUGUUCACCUCAAGAUCUCGUCAUUCCGAGAAAGCAAGUCCGAUGACCGGAGGUUUUACAUAUUCACAGCGACGAAGACGCUUCACUUGAGAACUGAUUCCAAGAGGGACAGGUCAGCUUGGAUUCAAGCUUUGGUCGCUGCUAGGAACCUCUUCCCGUCGAGGUCACUCAAAGAUGGUCUCUCGCAUGGGAUGCCAAAGGAUUUGUCUGUCUCGACUGAGAAGCUGAAAAAGCGGCUGGUCGAAGAAGGCAUCAAUGAAACCCUCGUUAAUGACUGUGAGCAGAUUAUGCUAUUGGAAUUCUCCGAGUUACAUGCGCAGCUUAAAGUUGUUUGCGAAGAACGGAACAGUUUGGUAGACACUCUAAGGCAACUGGAGGAUUCCAACAUCGAAAUUGAAGUCUCUGGAAUUCAAGAUGGCGAAUAUCAGUUGGCCAAGCAUGAUUUGUCGACUUUAGGACGUGGCAAAUACAGUGAAUGUAGCACUACUGAAUCAUCAGAUUGUAUCGAGAAGCAAGACCUGGAGGAAGUUUCAGACGAGGAGGAGCCCUCUUUCUACGACAGUAAAGAUUUUUUCAUCGAUGGGUCUAUAGUGCAAGUUCCAGGUUGUCACUCGGGGAAGGAUAAAAUAUCCAAUCAUCUCGAUAGUGAAGAGGAUAAAAUGCACAUGGUAUUUGAUCCGGGAUACCCGCACAUCCCAAGGAGGCAAAAGCUUCCAACACCAGUUGAAAAAGAGAAAGGGGUCAGUCUUUGGUCAAUGAUCAAGGACAAUGUGGGCAAGGAUCUUACUCGUGUUUGCCUCCCUGUUUACUUUAACGAACCGAUUUCCUCACUUCAGAAAUGCUUUGAGGAUUUGGAGUACUCGUAUCUGUUGGACCGAGCCUAUGAGUAUGGAAGAGCCGGGAACAGCCUAAUGAGGAUUUUACAUGUAGCUGCAUUCGCCGUGUCUGGCUAUGCUUCCUCCGAGGGCCGGCAUUGCAAGCCUUUCAAUCCUCUGCUCGGAGAAACAUAUGAAGCUGACUUUCCUGACAAGGGUGUUCGCUUCUUCUCUGAGAAGGUUAGUCAUCAUCCAACUCUCAUUGCCUGCCAUUGUGAAGGUAGAGGGUGGAAAUUUUGGGCCGACAGCGAUUUGCACACCAAAUUUUGGGGGCAAUCCAUUCUACUCGACCCGGUUGGGGCUCUGACCCUCGAGUUUGAUGAUGGUGAAAUGUUCCAGUGGAGCAAGGUUACAACCGCAAUUCGUAAUCUCAUUCUGGGUAAAGUGUAUUGUGAUCACCAUGGGAUGAUGAAUAUAACUGGAAAUCGUGACUAUUCUUGCAAAUUGAAGUUCAAAGAACAAUCAAUCCUCGACAGAAAUCCUCACCAGGUUAAUGGGUUUGUAGAAGAUCUCUCUGGGAUAAAGGUGGCCACUGUGUUUGGGAAGUGGGAUGACAGCAUGUACUAUAAGCUUGGUGAUGGUCAAUCAAAGUCGAGGAACAAACCGUCGUCAAACGCUACCUUACUAUGGAAGAGUAUAAAGCCAGUACCAAAUCUCACUCGAUACAACUUAACAUCGUUUGCCAUAACCCUGAACGAAUUAACGCCGGGACUGAAGGAGAAGCUCCCUCCAACAGAUUCCAGGCUGAGACCAGACCAGAGGCAUCUGGAGAGUGGCGAGUACGACAAGGCCAACCUGGAGAAACAGCGGCUGGAGAAGAGACAAAGAAUGUCGAGAAAGCUGCAAGAACACGGGUGGAAACCAAGGUGGUUUGAGCAAGACGGCGAAAAUGGACCUUUUCGGUACAAGGGUGGGUACUGGGAAGCACGAGAUUGCGGAAACUGGAAUGGAUGCCCUGACAUAUUUGGGGAGUUCGGCGAUGAGCUCCCCGAGUCCAAGUAA